This is a messenger RNA of Dothidotthia symphoricarpi CBS 119687, 1495 nucleotides long. Its product is annotated as Di-copper centre-containing protein. The transcript is spliced from 4 exons. Gene Ontology annotation, molecular function: oxidoreductase activity. The record is from RefSeq and is a predicted model, not a curated record. Lineage: Eukaryota; Fungi; Ascomycota; Dothideomycetes; Pleosporales; Dothidotthiaceae. The coding region runs from base 170 to 1429 and encodes 419 amino acids.
UGGAGCUAUGCUGCUAUCGGUCCGGAUUCACGACUCAUGGCUGUCGGAGUUGUAAACGCGUUGAACCUUCGGAUAAGAUAUAUAUGUCUCUUGGGAGCAGUAUACCUUUCAGCAACCAGUCCUUGCUCUUUCCUCGCUACGUUUGCAUUCCGCAACCUCGUCAGCAAAGAUGCGUUUCAGCUCGCCGUUAGCCCUUUCUUUACUCGCUGGGACUCUGUCGCAUGCUCUGCCGGCAACCCAGGAUGAACCCACCGCGAGUGUGACAGCCGAAGCAACCCCGGUUUCACUGGAAACUCCUUCAACCGACACUGCUGUUGCUUUCGAUCAACUAGAGCAGCUGUCUGAUUUUGCCCAAGGUCAGGUCAAUGCUUCCUUGAGUGAAGGAGCCAAAUCAAAACGCGGAGGCUGCAACUUGUCCAAUGUUGCUAUUCGACGAGAAUGGGGAUCACUGUCGAAGGCAGACCGCAAGUCGUACACAAACGCUGUUCUUUGUCUGCAGAAAAAGAAGGCCAACACGCCUUCAGCGCUCAUGCCCGGAGCAAAGACGCGUUACGAUGACUGGGUAGCGACGCAUAUCAACCAGACGUUGACUAUCCAUUACACUGGAACCUUUUUGGGAUGGCACCGCUACUUCACAUGGCAAUAUGAGCAGGCACUUCGCAAUGAAUGUGGCUACCGCGGCUACCAGCCUUACUGGAAUUGGGCCAAGACUGCCGUUACAACUCUGGAGAAAUCCAGCGUACUCGACGGUUCCGAUUACUCGAUGUCAGGCAAUGGUGCAUACAUUCCCAACCAGGCCGGUAUCAUCAUCGGCGGAAACGGUUUGCCUGAGAUCCCCAUCGCUGCUGGUUCGGGUGGUGGUUGUAUCACUUCUGGUCCUUUCGUCAACAUGACUGUCAAUCUUGGUCCUGUUGCUUUGGGGAUCGCGGGUGGUGCGGUCGUUGCUAACGGGAAUGGAACGACGUACAACCCAAGAUGCUUGAAGCGUGAUUUGACGGAUUACACCAACCAGCGAUUUGCCAACGCAAGCAGCAUCGUCAACUUGAUUCUGAAUAACGACAACGUUGCCGACUUCCAGUUGAAUAUGCAAGGCAAUCCUGCAAUUGCUGAGAUUGGUGUUCAUGGCGGAGGUCACUACUCUAUGGGUGGCGAUCCCGGCCGAGAUCUUUUCACGUCCCCCGGUGAUCCGCUUUUCUACCUUCAUCACGGUAUGAUCGAUCGGGUCUGGUGGAUUUGGCAACAAUUGGAUCUGGAGACACGCACUGGAGCAAAGGGCAUUUCAGGCACUGGCACUUUCUUCAAUAACCCUCCCUCCGCAAACACAACUCUCGACACGCCAAUCGACAUCGGCUAUGCGGCCUCCCCGCCAGUCACAAUGCGCGACAUGAUGAGUACCACUGAGGGGCCUCUUUGUUACGUCUACGUAUAAAUGGAAUUGGAGCAUGUUAAUUUGUUGAUGUUACACAAACAACUGUGUCAUAAUCUCGUAAUAGAC